Dreissena polymorpha is the source of this 5826-nucleotide messenger RNA. RefSeq lists its product as uncharacterized. Gene Ontology annotation, biological process: DNA integration. The record is from RefSeq and is a predicted model, not a curated record. The transcript has 5 exons. Lineage: Eukaryota; Metazoa; Mollusca; Bivalvia; Myida; Dreissenidae. The coding region runs from base 2369 to 3871 and encodes 500 amino acids. Gene Ontology annotation, molecular function: nucleic acid binding.
UUAACAUGCCUUGCUGUUAUCACUGGGGGCUGACGAGGUCAAAUCGUAGUCCGUUUCGCUACGACGUCGGGUAUAGGUUUUACUACGAAAACAUUGUGUAAAUACACUACUUAAUCAGGCGAGUUUCAUCUUUUCUGGUGUUUAUGGAUUAGAGAACGGAACAUCCAGUAAUAGUAGGUACUUAUUUUCAAUAACAAACUAAUAACAAAUACGCGUAAUUGCAACCUUUAAGUUUAUUUUAAGCUAAAAUCGAAAUAUUUUGAUUUGAAGCAAUGCAUAAGGUGGUCAUUCUGUUAAAAUAGCUAAUUACGGUUACUUAAAUAAAAUAAAACUACAUGUUACUUUGAUUCAGUGUACAUAACACAUUUUAAAGUGCAAAACAGGUUACGAACAUAUAUUUUAAUUAUUCAAAUGCUUUUUUUCGAAGGAAAUUACAAGUCACUUUAUGUAUAGGUUUCGCACAGAGUAGGUAUUGGUUGCGCAACGAAGUACAAAUAUAAUGUAUAGGUUGCUCAACGAAGUUUCUGUAUCCAUUUCAGGACAAAUCACAUGCAGUUUGCAGUUACUGCAGACUGCCAUUUCCCAGUGCAAAAGAUGCCGUGCUUCACUGUGCGCAUGAACAUCCAAACGAAAAGGUUGAACCCGGUAAAAGCCGGCAGAGUCCCGGCAGAGUCCUGGUAUACCGUCACUACGCCGGCACUCACCGGGACUAUACCGGCAUUAGACCCCGGCAGAGCUGCGGCAACGCCCCGGUUUAACCGGGGACAACCGGGACUCCACCGGGAAAGUAUUCAAAUGUUUCAUACCGGUUGUUCCCGGUACAGUCCCGGUUGUUCCCGGUGCCAAGCCGGUCGUUGCCGGUCCUACCCGGUGACUCCCGGUUCAUCCCGGAGGUAUUAAACAUUUUAAUACUUUCCCGGUGGAGCCCUGGUGGAGCCCCGGUUGUCCCCGGUCGUCCACGGUUCAUCCCGGUGGAGCACCGGUUCAUCCCGGUAGGGCCCCGGUUCAACCCGGUAGAUGCCUGAUCACGCACUGGGGCUCCGCCGGCAUCAUAGUGAGACUGGGCCUUAACCGCAUUGUAACACGAGGUAAAUUUACCGGCUGUCAUGUACGCAGUAAACAAUAACCUGUGACAGAACCCACUGCCACACCUUUACAACAAUAUAUUGGUUAUGCAAUUGCGGAUUUGUGCCAUUGGGGUCCUACUUUCCACACCUUACGGCUGUUACAGGUGUGGAUUUUACAGGUAAAAUCAUGUAUACGAACAUGAAAUUCAUCUCAAAAUUAGUUGACGAUAACCGAUUUUCAAGAAAAUCGCUUUGAUAUAUAUACAAUGUAAAAAUCAAAUUCCGUAUGAGAUAAAUAAUGAUCGAAGUUGGGACAUGGGAUUUACUUUGACAUAAGCAGAGUUUUGAGAUAAGCGAGUUGGGGAUAACGAGAAUCGAAUGUUAUUUGAUAAAGAGUACCGUAUGCUGAAAACCUAUCGUCGGUCUGUAUCAAAAUGAACGUAUAAGGGAUUGUCACGAGGUAAAGAUGCGUCAUUUUUAUUGAGACCGACGACAUUAGGUUAUCGACUCUCAACUGUCAUCUUAUAUUAUAUGGAUUUUCGAGUUUAAUCGUUACAUUUGGCCUAGUCGUGAAUUUAAUUAUAUCAUAAUAAUGUGCAAUACAAUGUCGACUGUGCGCUUCGAAUCAUUUUGUGCCGUUGUUACUACCUCUUCCUCAAAGGAAACAUCCAGCCACUCCAUGACUCUGUAUUAACUUUUUUUUCUUUAUUUUGCCUUCGAGAGAUAACCAAUACGUCUUCUGUGAGAAACGCAUACACGCUAAAGCGUUGUCGUAGCGAGGCUUAUACGUAUACUGUCAGAGACAUGAUCAUGCUUAAUAAUAAUAUUUAGCCUUUAUUUCUGAUAACUGAGUCACCCUAUACAUUUCUAAACACACCAGUGGCUUAACGAUACAAAGAUCAAUAUGGAAAUUGUAAAAUUGUGUCAAUUAAACACAGUUGUAAACCUUAAUUGCAUUUUUAAAAGUGAAACUUGACUUUGCUUUGAAAAUCAGCGGUAUAUUUCAUGUUUAACCGCAUAAACCAGACACAUCUUUGAUUAUAAUUUGAUGUAACAAACCUAUGAAAUGUCAUUUUGCUUAAAUUCAGAGUUUUGUUAUUAGAAAAGCAUGAUCUUACAUGUUUAAAACACAAUUUUCGACUAAUACUUUCUCGAUGUCAUAUGUUUUUAAACAAUGUUUUCGUAGUAAAACAUAUACCCGACGUCGUAGCGAAACGGACUACGCUUUGACCUCGUCAGCCCCCAGUGGUUAUAUCAGAAAGAAAAUCGUAUAGUCAUUGUAAUGGCAAAUACGUGUAUCCAUGAAUUUAGUAUCGAUGUAUUUUUUACGUUGCGUGAAAUCUGACAGUGUUCUUGAAAGAGUUUCAAUAACACUCAGAGAUGUACAGAGAGGCAAACAGAACGGCAACCUUGACGUUUCUGCAGCUCGCACCCAGAUCGCCAGUCUUCUUACAAACUUGCAGAGGCUUGAGAAUGACCACACCGUCCCAGAUGAUUUACUGAAGAGCACCAUCCAGUCAGUAGUGUUAGUCAGAGAUAGUCUCCCUGAUUUGACUCAACAUGCUCAACACAGCAGUCAUUCAGUUGAUCGUUAUGAGGACACAGUACCAAACCCUCACGGACGUGGCAGAGAUCUAUGUGACAUUGACAUCAGCAAACUACAACAGCUAAUUGAUAUGGGAUAUACAGUGAAAGAGAUAGCAGAGAAAGGUUUACUAGGUGGUGUCCUUCAUCCCAACACACUAUAUAGCAGAUUAAGAUCCAACAACAUGCAGAUCAGAUCAUCAUACACAGAUAUUAGUGACGACGACUUGCAUUCUAUUGUUGCAGAAUACAACAGAGACCACCCUAAUUCAGGUUCAGCUGAGGUGCAUGCUUAUCUUAAGACAAGAGGCAUUUCCAUUAAAAGAGAAAGAUGCAGAGAGAUGCUGAGAAAUGUAGAUGCUUCUGGUACAGCCUUGAGGUGGUCAGCUACUAUACAAAGAAGGAAGUACAGUGUACCAACAGCAAAUUCUGUGUGGCAUCUAGAUACACAUCACUCCUUGAUAAGAUGGGGAAUAGUUGUCCAUGGUGGAAUCGAUGGACAUUCCAGACUGGUGUCUUUCCUUAGGGCCGCCACUUGUAACACCUCUAAGGCAGCUGCGUCGUUCUUCCUCCAGUCAGUGAAAGCGUACGGUUUUCCGAGUAGAGUCAGAGUUGACAACGGUACAGAAUAUGGGGACAUUGGUCGGUUAAUGAUAUCAGUAAAUGGCGAUGGCAGAGGGUCAUUCCUGACAGGACCAUCAGUACACAAUCAACGCAUAGAGAGACUUUGGCGGGAUGUUUUCACCAAGGUAUUAGUUACGUUUUACAAGCUGUUCCACUACAUGGAGGAAAGACAGCUGCUCAAUGUUAAUGAUAAAACACAUAGAUGGGUUUUGCAGUAUGUGUUCGUGCCGAUAAUUGACAGAGCUCUGAGACAGUGGAUGGAGACCCACAACACACACAAGAUUAGAACAGAGAACAAUAGAACACCAAAUAUGAUGUGGUUCCAGUCACUAGUCCAGGGUGAUAGCCAGCGUUACACAAGCGUUCGGAACAUUGAGCAGCCUCCAAAUGAAGCAGUUUCAGAUGCCAUUAGAGAUUUGCAAUUGAGUGAAGAUGACACCACCUACCUUGUUCCACGUGAUCCCUGCCCUUUGAGUCAGCACAACUUUCAACAGCUGCAAACAACAAUUGCCAUCAACAGAAAUUCAACGAGCCAUGGACUUGACAUAUUUGGUGAUGUGAUGCAGUUUGUUUUAGCACAUCCAACAGAACUUUGAAAUUGUUGCUUUUCUAGGACAUUUUUGUGACUUCAGUUAGUGCCUGACAUGUUCAUGUUGUAUUUGUUGUAAGAUACCAAUUCUUUAAUGUAUUAUUUAUUAUACAUGUAAAUAUUUGUAUGUGCAGUGAUGAAAAAAUAAAGAUUAUAAGGAUGAUCUUUUUUAUUAAAUUAAAAGUUUGAAAUUGAGUUGUAAGCAUAGGCAUCAUCUCUUAUUUGUAAAUUUGCAAUCAUUAUUUUAAGCAAGGUGAACACAUUUGUUUUUAAGGUUUUAAUCAAAAUAUAUGUUUUUGUAUAAAACAUAGUACAUUUUCUCUGAUAAAUCUAAUAUGCACAAGAAACAAUUUAUCUUGAAGAAUGGAAAUGCAAAUACUCGUUUGUACAUGUGUUUUCUUUUGUUUUCAAAUUUAUGCCAUUUGUUAUUAAUCAUGUCCAUGUGGAAAUAUAUUUAUUUACAGUAUAUAGGUAUUGCAUAAUAUGUAUUAACAUUUAUGAAUGUUUGUCUGUGUACAUGUACAAUUUAGAAAAUUAAAUGUCAUUGAGAGCUGAAAGAAUCUUCUUGAUAUGCCACUCUAUAAGUUAAAGGUUGAUUACUUCAUACCACUGGAAGCCAUUAUACGUAAAAAUGAGACAGCUAUGGUUGCCUACUCCUAACAUACAUUUUUUUUGUCAAUAAGGGAAAAUAAUCACAUUGAUCAGUUAUACUGGAAGUCUUUCGGUAUAACAUACCUCAUAUAGGUAUUGGAAAUACACAUGUACAUGUAGCUCAUCAAUCAUAAUAAUAUGGAAGCCACAGCCAAACUUAAAUUCAUGAAAGAUCUCUAAUGAUUUCACACAAAAUCUCUGCCUGAAACUUUUUGACGAUGCAGAAUUAAAGGAUCGGUAUUGUUACUAGAUGUGUUCAAAUUCUAUUAAAGUCUUAAAAUAUGUGUAUUUCAUAUGCAAAACUGUGCCAGCUGAGACACAUACAUGUGAAAAUAAAAAAAAUAAGGGGUAAGUGUUGGCGAGACCACACUCCAUCUACAAGGAAAGCAUAUUGAAUAUAAAAAAUCUAGAGGUCUCCACAGUACUUUCAACAAGGGUGGAAUUCCACUCCUUGUGAAAAGCUCUAAAGUACCCAUACAUGUACAAUAUAUAUCUGCAUAUCUUACCUACACUAUAAAAAAUGAAGCAGUAUUAUUGCUGACCCAAUCAAACUCUUCUUGAAGAUAUACAUGUAUUUACCUGAGAGAUUUGUCAGACUCCAAUGUGAGUUGAUCUAACUAAUCAACACAAUACCAUUUGUUUACCUGUGUAAACCACUGUAUGGAGAUUUAAACUUGUUUUCUAUUGAGAUGAGUUUUCAAUCACUAUUGAUUACAUUGCAUAGCAAAAAAAUCAUCUCUGUUUAUACUGAGGCACACAUUACAAUGAUUGGAUCAACAAUAAAUCCUUUGAAAACAUGGAUAUACCUUAACACAACUGACAUCUGAAAUGCACCGAAAAUAAAACUUCAUUUUCUCACUUUUAACUUUGUGCUUCUGACAGAAAGCUGUGUACAAAGAUGUUAGUUUCCACAACUUUACAUCAGUUGGUAAUAGUGGAAAUAUAGUACCAGAUCUCCAGUCUGCAUAUACAUGCUCAAAAGUGGCAGAUGGUCGUGCAACUUUCAUCUCAUUUUCAUGAUUCAAUGACUUAGUAUGAAACUUUGACAUUAUUUUACAUUUAUGUCCAUGUUACCAAGGUUAAUUGUUGAUACCUCAUUGUGAUGUCAUAGUGAUACUUGGAAUGUAAAUGUUCAUGUGUAUAGGUAAUUUGUCAGGAAGGAAGUCACAUCCUCAUAAAACUAUGCAUUAAAUUGUUUGUGAAAUGAAUUCAACAUUUCUUUGUGUUAAACAGAAGAAAUUAAUGGUUAGAUUGUGAACAAACUGUUAAUACUUUUGAAUACUGUGUACUGAUAAAAAAGUGGACAUUGGA